Molecule: messenger RNA, 2520 nt
Organism: Ceratina calcarata
Lineage: Eukaryota; Metazoa; Arthropoda; Insecta; Hymenoptera; Apidae
Gene: Rtel1
Product: Regulator of telomere elongation helicase 1
Exons: 9
Coding region: 408-2327 (639 amino acids)
Biological process (GO): telomeric loop disassembly; negative regulation of DNA recombination; regulation of double-strand break repair via homologous recombination
Cellular component (GO): nucleus
Molecular function (GO): ATP binding; hydrolase activity, acting on acid anhydrides, in phosphorus-containing anhydrides; DNA polymerase binding
Source: RefSeq, a predicted model, not a curated record
UAUUUUAUCUUUAUAUAUAAUCUCUUAUUAUAUCUUCUUUCAUUAGUAUUAUUUAAUAAUUGAACGACGUAUAGAGUUUUUAUGAUAUUAUAAACAUGUAUCGUGAGUGCCUCACGAAAGUGUUGCAACGUUGUGGAGUAUAAAGGUACAUCUAACUGAACAAACGUUCAACUAGUGCCUUUCGAGUAGCUAAGCCGCUCAAAGGUCGAAUACUUGCGGAGUACACUUUGUUUUCUUUACAGUCUGAUAACGAAUACUGGCCAUGUGUCAUAUUCUUCACUGGAUUUAGAAUUUGGCGGGAAUGUGCACCAAAUGGUCUUGGUCAAGGAUAUGCCUGCAAAGUUAACUUUCAGUAUUUCUUAUGUUGUGAAAAAGAUCGUUUGUAUUAGCUGACUGAUAACGACACAAUGACAGACGUAACGAUAAAUAACGUUGUUGUAAGUUUUCCUUUUAAACCAUACCGUGUGCAAGAAGAAUAUAUGGCUAAAGUGAUCGAGUGUCUUCAAAAUAGUAAAAAUGGUGUAUUGGAAUCACCGACCGGUACGGGAAAAACGCUCAGUCUUCUAUGUUCUUCUUUAAGUUGGUUAUUAACAAAAAAAGCUCAACUACAAGCAGAGUCGUUAGUUGGGGCUAUCGAGAAACCCGACUUUGGUGGACACUUUUUCAAGCAAUUAAGUAAUGGACUGAAAGAUGGUGCAGGGGAUCAAUCUCCCAACUUGAAUUGGGCUGCGCCCAAAAUUAUCUAUGCAUCCAGAACACAUUCUCAGCUUUCGCAGGCAAUGCAAGAAUUGAAAAAGACCACGUAUAAACAUGUAAGCACAGCUGUGACAGGAUCAAGGGAUCAACUUUGUAUACAUCUAGAGAUUUCCAAAGAAACAAAUAGUGCAAAUAAGAUAUACAUGUGCCAUUCUAAAGUAAAGUCCACAACAUUGUAUAAUAUUCUGAAGUAUGUACAAUUUGCUUUUUCUUUCAGGAACGAUCCAAAGUAUAUAGCAUCUCUAGGACGAACAAUAUUCAAUUUUAGCUGCCUGAUUCCUCAUGGUAUAUUAGUUUUCUUUCCUUCAUAUCCAAUAAUGAAAAAAUGUAAAGAAGAAUGGCAAAAUAUGGGAUUAUGGACUAAAAUCGCAGAUCGCAAACCUAUAUAUGUGGAACCGCAACAGAAAGAUGGAUUCUUGAAUGUCAUGAAUGAGUAUUGUGAAAAAAUUAGAGAUCCCGCUUGUAAGGGGGCACUUUUUAUGGCAGUAUGCAGAGGGAAAGUGAGCGAGGGAUUGGACUUUGCUAACGCAAAUGGAAGAGCUGUAUUGAUUACAGGUCUCCCUUUUCCACCUUUCAAAGAUCCCCGAGUUAUAUUAAAACAACGAUAUUUAGAAGAAAUAAGGAAGGAAGAUAGAGGGGUAAUAAUUUACUCAUAUUAUGUUUGUGUGUAUGAAACGUCGUUUUCCAAUUCCAUUGGUCGGAUAAUACGUCACAAAAAUGAUUAUGGGGCUAUCAUCCUAUGUGACUGUCGAUUUGACAAUCUAAGUUUUAAGCAACAGCUCUCCGCCUGGAUUAAACCUCAUAUAAGAAAAUUUACUAAUUUUGGUAGCGUUGUAAAAGAGCUUAAAGAUUUUUUUAAAUAUGCAGAAUACACUUAUCCGCAACCAAACACGAGCCUCACAUCAUUCAAGAACAAUGGCCUUUUAGCAGCAACCUCAGCAUCAUUUGACGCAACUUCGUCUCGCACUGCAAAGUCUGGUUCGAAAAGGGAUAUUGAAACAUCUAUAGAAGAUACAUUCAAUAUUGAUUCCUAUGCUAAUAAUGAAAAUGAUAAAAAGUCACCCGAGGAGAAGAAAGAUUUGUUCGAAAUGUUAGAUAUAGAAUCGAAGCCCGUGAUUAACUUCAGCAAUUGCAAGUUAAAAGAAAAUCAGAGUACUUGCGAAUUAACAAAAAAUGUUGGUGAACCGGCUGCAAAAAGGAGAAAACUUAAAAUACUGCCAGUAGAAUUUAAUGAACGCUUAUCUGCUCCUUCUACUUCUACUUUGUCUCUCGAUGCGAAUUCUGAACAAACAUUUGAAGAAAUUACUGAUGAAACUGAUAAGAGAGCCUUGGGAAAAGCAUACGUAAAAGAAGUAAAACGGUAUCUAUCUGAAAGUGAUUUUAAAAUAUUUACGGGAAUGAUUCGGGAUUAUACAAAAACAGGCAAUCUUGAUGAAUUAUUGAUAAUAUUACAAAGCCUAUUUUCAUCAGACACAGGACUACAACAUUUAUUUAGAGGUUUUAGACAUUUUUUGAAAAAACAUCACAUUCUUAAAUUUGAAAAUCAAUGUACUUUGAUGAAAAAAAUAUGAAUGCCAAACAUUUAAGAAAAUCGAGAAGCUAAUAAUCCUCUAAUAAAAUAAAAACCAUUAUCGAAAGCAAGUAAGUGCAUGUACUUUGGAAAGAAUUUAUAUUAAAAAUUUUAUACCAUGUAACUUGUUUUUAUAAAGAUAGAAUAUUGCGUGAAUAUGUGAAGCCAGACAAUAAAAUAGAGUAACAUGAAAA